Messenger RNA from Limanda limanda (common dab), 1082 nucleotides. RefSeq lists its product as uncharacterized. The coding region runs from base 91 to 798 and encodes 235 amino acids. NCBI's taxonomy places the organism in Eukaryota, Metazoa, Chordata, Actinopteri, Pleuronectiformes, Pleuronectidae. The record is from RefSeq and is a predicted model, not a curated record. The transcript has 6 exons.
CUGCACUGCUGCAGGCAGACUUCAGUUCAAAGGACAGGAAGCAGGACGGAGUAAACAAGCCUCCUCACAAAUCACUGGACUACUUUCUUUAUGUAUAUCAAAUUCUGCCGCAUUUAUGGAGGGGAUAAAAAAGACGACGCCAAAGAAAACUUGUCAUCCCAGUUAUCUGUUGAACUGGAGGGGGAGAGAGGCAAACAGACCGAGGGAAAUGCACGUCUGUAUCGUGCCGGCUGUUUAUUCCUCACACUGAUCUGCCUCGUCCUGCUGCUGGCCGUCAUUUUCCUCAGUGUGAAACUCCAAACUGGAUCCAAAGAUUGCCCAGGGAGGGGGGAAGCAGUAGCAGGCAGGGCGAGCACUUCAUUAACUGCAACCUGCAACUAUGACCAAUGCCAGACCGACUUCCCCAACAUUCAUCACCAGAAGCACGACUGCCACCAGUGUGGUAACGGAUGGCUGCCGUUUGAAAAGUCGUGUUAUUACCUGUCCACCGUCAGGAUGACCUGGUCCAUGAGCAAGAACAACUGCACCGCCAGAGGAGGACGUUUGGCCAUCAUCUCCAGCCAGAAUGUUCAGACUUUUCUGACUGGGAAGGGGAACGGAUUAUUCUGGAUCGGGCUGAGGCGUACUGGAAAUCAAUGGACUUGGGUCGACACCAGUGCACUGGGAGACAGUUAUUGGGAAGAUAAUCAGUCUGAUGGGGAUUGUGGCCUCCUGAGAGGUGCAAGCUCCCCCCAGAAGAACUGGAUGACGUCGCCCUGCGCCCACUCAUCCUACUUCAUCUGUGAAAAGACGGCCUGACAGCGUCGCCUUUUCAACAGAGAAAUGAGCAAACGCAUUCUCCGUCUGCAAGCAUCGACUCCUCAGUAACACGUCGCAUCGUUUCUCUUUCCACUUUUCAAUCAGUAGAAUCCGGCAAAUAAAUGACAAAGCUUCUUCCACAAUAGCUGUUUUGUAUUUAACACCUGUGGAUUUGUAACUUAUAUCUUCUUGCAGCAUCAUGUAGUAUAAUUUGAACCUGAAUGUAGACUUUGUUUCAACAAGGUUUUAUUUUCAUAUAAAAAAGUCAUGCAUCUACCUAACAA